AUGGACGUCCAUAAUGCCUUCUUGCAUGGCGAACUUGAUGAAGAAGUUUACAUGAUUCCACCACCUGGAUAUUGUAUUAAGGGGGAGACUCGAGCAGACCACUCUCUAUUCACCUUGACUACUCCUACUAGUCUUACACUUAUUCUUGUAUAUGUGGACGACAUCUUGGUCGCUGGCAAUGAUCUCUCUCAGGUCACAUUUUUCAAAUCUGUUAUUUCAACUCACUUCAAAACCAAGGAUCUCGGACCUCUCAAAUAUUUCCUUAGACUUGAAGUCGCUCGCUCUCCUUCUGGCAUUUUUCUUAAUCAGCAAAAAUAUGCCUUGGACAUUCUUGCCGAUAGUGGUCAACUUGGUUCUCGCCCUGCUCCAUUUCCCAUGGAACAAAAUUUGAAGCUCAACGACACUGAUGGUGACCCUCUUCCUGAUCCCGCUCCUUACCGACGAUUAGUUGGACGACUCAUCUAUCUCACCAUCACCAGACCCGACAUCGUCUUUGCAGUUAAUAUUCUCAGUCAAUUCAUGCAUGCUCCUCAAAUUCCUCACAUGACAGCCGCCACUCGUGUUCUCCACUACCUUAAAAGCGCUCCAGGACAAGGCAUUUUCUUUCCCUCUUCUAAUGAUAUUCAUGUUCGUGCUUACACAGAUUCUGAUUGGGCUAGCUGUCCUACUACUCAACGCUCCACGACAGGCUUCUUCAUCACACUUGGUUCUAGUCCCAUUUCUUGGCGCACUAAGAAACAAACUACAGUUGCUUGCUCCUCUACAGAAGCUGAAUAUCGUGCCAUGGCCGUCACCACAUGCGAACUAGUCUGGUUACAACAGCUCUUUCAUGACCUUGGCAUCCCACAUAAAAUUUCUAUGACUCUCUAUUGUGACAAUCAGCCACCCUCCACAUUGCUCAAAAUCUAG
Messenger RNA from Juglans microcarpa x Juglans regia, 909 nucleotides. RefSeq lists its product as uncharacterized. The transcript has 2 exons. The coding region runs from base 1 to 909 and encodes 302 amino acids. Lineage: Eukaryota; Viridiplantae; Streptophyta; Magnoliopsida; Fagales; Juglandaceae. The record is from RefSeq and is a predicted model, not a curated record.